AGUAGGCAAUAGUCGAAGCAAUUCAUUCCAUUUUGCAUUCUGCACACUAUGCCAAUCUACAUCGCUGUAUCUUUUUCCUUCCUGCUCGUGCCUUUAUUAUUCGCAGAUGGCGCUGGACGUCUGGGUAAAAUAACUGCAGACGAGAACCGAGAGAUCAAUGAGAUGUGUGAUUUACAAGCUUUCGUCCACGACAGAUUUCGUUCGCCGAGGUCUCCAAGGUUGUAUAGAGAAAAUAAACGAACGAAACGCAUGCUAAAUGGGAUGCAAUUUAGUCAUUUGGAAAUGCUGUAUGUAGUCAUGCUACGGAUGAUUUUUGAAUAUAAUCCAGUACCAGCCCGUUGUGCGGGAGUGAUAAUCAGCCCAAAACAUGUGCUAACAGCUGCACAUUGCUUCUUCGAAAAUAGUGGCAAGAAUAAAGCAUUGGAGGAUUUCUUCCAGAGAAGAUCAGUUAGGUCAAGUGCGAAAGAUAUUCGGAUUUAUUACGGAGGCACAUGCGUGAAUGUGGAAGAAGACGGGAAAUGUCCGACAUCAGAGUUGGCACAAAGUGUAAAGGCACUGCAUGUCGGAAUACCAAGCCGAUACAUCUCAUCCAAAUUUCAAUCUGGUGACAUUGCAAUCGUCGAGAUUAAAGGAACAUUUUCCAAGCUAGACGGGAUCUACGCUUGUUUGCCGUCUUCUAGAACCAAACUACAUGCAUCUUUGACAUCUGCCGGUUAUGGAUUCGAUCCACAUGACAGCUAUGCUCACGAGAAACACCUUGAAAGGAUAUGGUUUACAAAAGACCGCUUUUGCGAUCCAACAGUGAGAGCAGGGAAGGAUGCGUUUUGCAUAAUUGAAAAAUACCAGUUUGCAUGUGUGGGUGACAGUGGAAGUGGCGCUAUGCAACGUGUGAACGAAUACCGGGAUUACGUUAUGGGAGUGCUGUCAAGAGGUCUCGAAUGUAAAGAAGUUGAUAGAGCUAUCUCGGAGAAAAGAAAUGCGGAUCGAGAGUUUCGAGGAACGGUUAUGACGGAUGUGAGAAAAUACCUCAAUUUCAUCUGCUUCCAUGCCGGUAUUUGCGAAAAACACUUGAACACUGCUAAACUUAAGAAGCAAAGAAUGUUAGUGAUAUAUUGAGCUUAUUGUUGGCCAUAGACUACUAUUCGCUGUGAUUCACUGAGGCCUUCACUGGGUUAUUGACUUGUCGACUUACAUCAAUAAAAGCACAUCAGUGAACGAUUUCCC
This is a messenger RNA of Cylicocyclus nassatus, 1224 nucleotides long. Lineage: Eukaryota; Metazoa; Nematoda; Chromadorea; Rhabditida; Strongylidae. The record is from the annotation of a GenBank genome assembly.